Molecule: messenger RNA, 558 nt
Organism: Pecten maximus
Lineage: Eukaryota; Metazoa; Mollusca; Bivalvia; Pectinida; Pectinidae
Product: probable RNA 2'-phosphotransferase
Exons: 1
Coding region: 1-558 (185 amino acids)
Biological process (GO): tRNA splicing, via endonucleolytic cleavage and ligation
Molecular function (GO): tRNA 2'-phosphotransferase activity
Source: RefSeq, a predicted model, not a curated record
AUGACUUCCCGACUGAGCAGAAAAAUGACUACCAAGAAGAGCAAAGCUGUUGUCAAGAGUCUACGACAUGACCGCGACGCAUGGCGAGACCGCGACACCUCCUUCGUGCCUACCAGUCACAUCCUACGCCACUUCCGGCUAACCAAGGCCAAGUUGGAUGAGCUGGUGUUUCCCGCUAACGACAGACAGCGAAUGGUGUACUCCGACAAUCACAACUGGAUACGAGCCACCUACGGCCACAGCGUCAACAUCCGGGUGUCAGAGAUUGGGAGACAGAUCCGCAACCAGGAGGGUCUCACGUACUUCGUCCACGGGAUCAAGGCCAGAGACACAGACUCCGUCCUUAAGUAUGGACUGGACCACACUCGCUGCCCGUACAUCGAAUUCACCGACUCCCCCGAUUACGUCAGAGCUGGUGCGGAAUUGGUGGUGCACAUUGACGUCAGAGGAUUCCUCCAGGCUGGGUUCCGCCUGUACAAGAUCGGCCCCCACGUCUACGCCACAGAUUGCAGAGUGCCACCGGAGUUCAUCAAGGAUGUAGAGUACCUUGUGCUCUGA